CAAGGUGGUGACACACCUCUCAGUGGAUGGCGGCCGUUUCCACCAGACCGGCGGACGAGCGCGAGCUCCUCUCCGCCUGCCCGGCCCUCGCGGGCACGCCUCUCGCCGACCUCCGCUCGUCGGACGUCAAGAAGAAGCUGCUCUCGAUGCCCGUGUCGCACAUCUUUCCUGGCACGCGCGCGAACGAGGCGCUGACGGCCGCGGUGGCUGCCGGGCGCGCCCGCGUCUCGCGCGCCUCGUCCGAGGGCAGCACCUCCGACGCGGACGACGCCGGCCUCUCGGCGGUGAUUGAGACGCUGGCCAACCUGCUCUCGGCGCCGGCGCUCAAGGACGAGCGGAGCUCCGCGGCGGCGAGGGCGGAGGUGGAGGGGGGCAGUCCGCCGCCGCGCGGCCUCCCCCGCGUCCUCUCCUCCCACUCCCUCUCGGCGCGCCUGAAGAGCGGCACGGCGGACGCGCACAAGGACGCCGAAAACGUGCAGUACGUCCGCUCGUUGCUGCGCGGAAAGGUGUCGCGGCAGCAGUACGCGCUGCUGCUGCGCGACCUGCACCACGUCUACGUCGCCCUCGAGGCGGCGCUGGACGCCGCCGCGGAUCGCUGCGAGGCGGUCCGUGCCAUCCACUUCCCCUCGCAGCUUGGCCGGCGCGAGGCGCUCGCGCUUGACCUCGAGGCGCACGCGGGCGGCGGCUGGCGCGAGACGCUCGGCCCUCCCAGCCCGCCGUGCGCCGAGUACGUCGCGCGCAUCACCGAGCUCGGCGCGUCGACAGAGGCGUCCGAGGCGGCCUUGCUCGUAGCGCACGCCUACACCCGCUACUUGGGCGACCUGUCGGGGGGCCAGAUCAUCGCCAAGGCGUUGCGGCGGCACUACGGCGCCGACGCGGCGAUGCACUUUUACCGCUUCGACGCGAUCGCCUCGCCCUCCGCCUUCAAGAAGGUCUACCGCCGCGCACUCUACGAGCUGAUGACAUCGAGCGCGGCCGUCUAUGCGGAGGCGCUCGUCGCCGAGGCCAACGCCGCCUUCUCCUUCAACGCGCGCAUCUUCCGCCACCUCGACGCGGUCUGCGGGCUCGCCGCGCCCGCGCCCUCCCCCUCCGCUGCCGCGCCCGAAGUGGCGACUGCCGCCGCCGCCGCCCCCGCCUCCGCCGCCGCCGCCACAACGAGCGGCGCGACGCCGGGCGAGUGCCCGUUCGGGUUCACGGCGAGGAACGCGAUGGAGGCGCCCCUCCCUGCCGGCCACCCUUCCGUCGCCGCGGGCGGCACGGCGAAGCGGGGCGGAGGCGGGUCGGUGUGGUGCCGGUGCGAGGAUGCCGCCGUCCUCUGCGCCGCGCUGCUCGCCGCGGCGGCCGUCGCGUGCCGCGGCGACCCGCAGGUGCCGUACUCCUGGGUUGUGCCGGCAGAGUGAGGGGGUGUGGCACAGCCCCUCGCUCUCAACUCCGGCUUGCGCCGAGCUGUGCACGGUUUGCGGACGCGAGCGUACAGUGAGUCCGGACCCAGGCGUGCGGACGUUUGUGGUCGAGAGAAAGAGAGAGAGAGAGGAAGAGAGAGAGAGAGAGCCACGAGGGCGCCAUGUAGAGAGCGUAAUGUGCCGUGACGCGCCGGGGCGAUCGAACGCCGAAGAGUUUGUGGGCGGUUCAUGGGCUGUGGCGCGUGAGAAGGUGAACGACUGACCCCAGGCUCGUGUUGUGCGCGAGUAUAUGGGACACGAUGUCUCAAAUAUGAGAGGUUUUGACUCCUACCGGCUCCUGACGC
This is a messenger RNA of Emiliania huxleyi CCMP1516, 1747 nucleotides long. RefSeq lists its product as hypothetical. Lineage: Eukaryota; Haptophyta; Isochrysidales; Noelaerhabdaceae. The transcript has 7 exons. Gene Ontology annotation, biological process: heme catabolic process; response to oxidative stress; heme oxidation. Gene Ontology annotation, molecular function: heme binding; heme oxygenase (decyclizing) activity. The coding region runs from base 27 to 1400 and encodes 457 amino acids. The record is from RefSeq and is a predicted model, not a curated record.